Aphidius gifuensis is the source of this 2112-nucleotide messenger RNA. RefSeq lists its product as uncharacterized. The coding region runs from base 281 to 1054 and encodes 257 amino acids. The transcript has 4 exons. NCBI's taxonomy places the organism in Eukaryota, Metazoa, Arthropoda, Insecta, Hymenoptera, Braconidae. The record is from RefSeq and is a predicted model, not a curated record.
GCCAUGUAAAAUGAUAUGUAAUCAAUGAGAAAAAAACUAAUGUUUUUCUACUAUUUUUUUUUGCUGUUGAUCAAUUUAUUCAUUUUUUUUUUUAGUAAAAACAAAAUCAUUCAUUUAUUUCAUUAAUUCAUCAAUUAAUUUGUCAAAAUUUUAAAUAAACAUAAUAUUAUCAUGUAUUUGGCAUAUUAAAACGAAAAAUAUGGCAUCAAAAUUUCCAGUUAAAAUGUUUUUAAAUAUAUUAUAAUUAAAAUUUAAAAAAAAAUUAAUUAAGUAUUUAAUAAUGGCAAUGAAACUUCCUCCAUUAUUUGAUUUUGAUUUUCCAAAAUAUGUUAAAGAUACAUCUUACAAAAAUAUCAAUGUCUAUUGGUAUGAACAAAAUUUUACACAGAGUCGUUAUCCACCAGGACAAGAGAUAAGUGAAGCAUGUACAAUAAUUUGUCUCUUGGUUGCCCAACGAAUUGCCAAUUCAAAAAUACUCAUUUGGAAUGUUGAAACAUGUCCUCAACUUGAUAUUUUCAUAGCAGAAUCAAUAAUUGAGGGUAAUGAUAUUCAUGCUUGGAUUGUUGAACGAGGCUUGGUGUCUCAUCCUUAUCUAAACACUGAUGAGGCUUUAAAAUUUGGUGGUAAACGUCUUAAGACUCUAAAAGAAUGGAAGUUUCACGUGUUUAAAGAAGACAUUGAACUAAAUCUCUGUAAUAAUAUUCAACUAUUCCUCAAGGAAUGGUACAAAAAACCAAAGGCAGAGUCUUUAAUAAUGCUCUUGAUAACAUGUGGUCGAACAAAUCUAUUUUUAUUCCAAGGUAAUACAGAAAGAGUUACAUUUUUCGAUCCACAUGCUCAUCCAACUGAAAGAUUUUCCAAUCGAGGUCUAGUCGUAUCACAAACCAAGUUGGAUAAACUGGACUAUCUUUGUGACUGGUAUACACAAGAAAUUCUCAACAAUUGUUUUAAUGUACAAGCUCGUCAGUAUGAAUUGGCAUUUCUCUAUUAUGAUAAAUCAUCAUGCUGUAAAAAUGAAGGCUAUCCAUGUGACUGUGGUUGCAGCAAAUGCUAAAUAUUAAAAAAAAACAUUUAAAUAUUACACACAAAUUUAGUUGUUGUUUUUAUUAUAAUUUUUGUGUUUUAUUCGAACCAGCAAAAAUUAAAUUAUUUGUAUUUUUUAAUGCCACAAAUUUUAUGACUUUUAUUUACAAUAUAUACAAAGGUAGUUUUUUUUUUUUUUUAAUUCUUUCAACAACAUUUUAAUUUUUACUAUUGCAAUCUCCGAUAAUAAUUUAUAACAGAGUUUAGAACUUUAAAAAGUGUUUUUUUUUUUUUCAAUUUAAUUGUAUAAUUAUAGUUGUUAUUUUUUUUUUUUUAAUAAUUAUCUGAUUUUCUUUAAAAAAUAUAAAUCUCAUCGAAAAUAUUUUUGUUGCUGGACACGAUGUAUUAAGCAAGAUUUUAAUUUUAAGAAAUAAUCGGAAUAAUUAUAUUUUUUUUUGAUAUAUUUUAUAGUAAUUUUGUUAAUUAUUUUUAGCUAAACUCAAUGAUUUAUUAUUACUAAAAACUAUUGGUGUAUGUGUGCAUGUGUCUGUAUAAUUGUGUAUUAUUAUCACCAUUUUUUCAUAGAUUAUUUACUAAAAAUUUCUACUUAAAUUUAAUUAUGUUUUUCUUUGUUCUCUUUUAAUUUGCUACUUCUUCAAAAUAAUAAAUCAUGUUAAGUAUAUCGCAGUUUGACAAAUAUUUUAAUUAAAAAUAUUAUUGAAUGUGAUGAGAAAAAAAAAAAAAUAUAACGUAUGCUUGGAUAUAGAAAAACAAAAUCAUUUUAAAUUGUUUGAAAAAAAAGAAACUGAUAAUUUAGUUCAAUUCAAAAACAAAAAUUAUAUCAAUUGAAUUUUUUUCACGUAGAAAAAUACAAGAACGUUUUUUUUUCUAUUGUUAAUUAAUGAUGCUAGAAUGUAGAGUUAAUUUUUUUUUUUUUUUUGAUUUUUCAAAGAUUUCAAAGUUUAAAUAUUAUGCAAGUGUGUAUUAAAAUUUUAAAGAUAUUAUUAUCUAUUUGAAGAACAUAUUUAAACGAAAAAGUACCAUAUAAAGUUGACGUGAAAAGAAAAAAAAAAAAGAAAAAAAAGAAAA